Molecule: messenger RNA, 4335 nt
Organism: Pipistrellus nathusii (Nathusius's pipistrelle)
Lineage: Eukaryota; Metazoa; Chordata; Mammalia; Chiroptera; Vespertilionidae
Source: the annotation of a GenBank genome assembly
AUGGCGCUGCUCGCCGCGCUCGCCCUCUGCCUGCUCCUGCCGCCCGGCGCCCGCGCCCAGAGCGCCGCAGGUGGCUGUUCCUUUGAUGAGCACUACAGCAACUGUGGUUACAGCGUGGCCCUGGGGACCAAUGGAUUUACCUGGGAGCAGAUUAACACGUGGGAGAAACCAAUGCUGGACCCAGCCGUGCCCACAGGCUCCUUCAUGAUGGUGAACAGCUCCGGGAGGGCCUCCGGCCAGAAGGCCCACCUCCUCCUGCCCACCCUGAAGGAGAACGACACUCACUGCAUCGACUUCCAUUACUACUUCUCCAGCCGCGACAGGUCCAGCCCAGGCGCCCUGAACGUCUACGUGAAGGUGAACGGAGGGCCCCAGGGGAACCCCGUCUGGAACGUGUCCGGCGUGGUCACCGAGGGCUGGGUGAAGGCGGAGCUGGCCAUCAGCACCUUCUGGCCACAUUUCUACCAGGUGAUAUUUGAAUCCGUCUCUUUGAAAGGUCAUCCUGGCUACAUCGCUGUGGACGAGGUCCGGGUCCUCGCACAUCCAUGCAGAAAAGCACCUCACUUUCUGCGGCUCCAAAAUGUUGAGGUGAAUGUGGGCCAGAAUGCCACCUUCCAGUGCAUCGCCGGUGGGAAGUGGUCUCAGCAUGACAAACUCUGGCUCCAGCAAUGGAACGGCAGGGACACGGCCCUCAUGGUCACCCGCGUGGUCAACCACCGGCGCUUCUCGGCCACGGUCAGCGUGGCGGACACGGCCCAGCGCAGCGUGAGCAAGUACCGCUGCGUGAUCCGCUCGGACGGCGGCUCCGGCGUGUCCAACUACGCCGAGCUCAUCGUCAAAGAGCCACCCACACCCAUCGCCCCCCCAGAGCUGCUGGCUGUGGGCGCCACGUACCUGUGGAUCAAGCCCAACGCCAACUCCAUCAUCGGGGACGGCCCCAUCAUCCUGAAGGAGGUGGAGUACCGCACCACCACGGGCACCUGGGCCGAGACCCACAUCGUGGACUCGCCCAACUAUAAGCUGUGGCAUCUGGACCCGGAUGUGGAGUAUGAGAUCCGGGUUCUACUCACAAGGCCUGGAGAGGGGGGCACCGGGCCUCCGGGGCCUCCGCUCACCACCAGGACCAAGUGUGCAGACCCCGUGCACGGCCCGCAGAACGUGGAGAUCGUUGACAUCCGGGCGCGGCAGCUGACCCUGCAGUGGGAGCCCUUCGGCUACGCGGUGACCCGCUGCCACAGCUACAACCUCACGGUGCAGUACCAGUACGUGUUCAACCAGCAGCAGUACGAGGCCGAGGAGGUCAUCCAGACCUCCUCCCACUACACCCUGCGUGGCCUGCGGCCCUUCAUGACCAUCCGGCUGCGGCUCCUGCUGUCCAACCCUGAGGGCCGGAUGGAGAGCGAGGAGCUGGUGGUGCAGACGGAGGAGGACGUUCCAGGUGCGGUUCCUCUAGAAUCCAUCCAAGGGGGGCCCUUUGAGGAGAAGAUCUACAUCCAGUGGAAACCGCCCAAUGAGACCAAUGGAGUCAUCACGCUGUACGAGAUCAACUACAAGGCUGUUGGCUCCCUGGACCCGAGCGCCGACCUCUCCAGCCAGAGGGGAAAGGUGUUCAAGCUGCGGAAUGAGACCCACCACCUCUUUGUGGGUCUAUACCCGGGGACCACCUACUCCUUCACCAUCAAGGCCAGCACGGCGAAGGGCUUCGGGCCCCCCGUCACCACGAGGAUCGCCACCAAAAUCUCAGCUCCAUCGAUGCCCGAGUAUGACACAGACUCCCCACUCAACGAGACAGACACGACCAUCACGGUGAUGCUGAAGCCGGCUCAGUCCCGCGGAGCCCCUGUCAGUGUUUACCAGCUGGUUGUCAAGGAGGAAAGACUUCAGAAAUCACGGCGGGCAGCUGACAUCAUUGAGUGCUUUUCGGUGCCUGUGAGCUAUAGAAACGCCUCCAGCCUGGACUCUCUACACUACUUUGCUGCUGAGCUGAAGCCUGCCAACCUGCCUGUCACACAGCCCUUCACAGUGGGUGACAACAAGACAUACAAUGGCUACUGGAACCCUCCUCUUUCCCCUCUGAAAAGCUACAGCAUCUACUUCCAAGCACUCAGCAAAGCCAAUGGAGAGACCAAAAUCAACUGUGUUCGUCUGGCUACGAAAGCACCAAUGGGCAGCGCCCAGGUGACCCCGGGGACUCCACUCUGCCUCCUCACCACAGGUGCUUCCACCCAGAAUUCUAACACCGUGGAGCCAGAGAAGCAGGUGGACAACACCGUGAAGAUGGCUGGAGUAAUCGCUGGCCUUCUGAUGUUCAUCAUCAUUCUCUUGGGUGUGAUGCUCACCAUCAAAAGGAGGAAGCUGGCCAAGAAGCAGAAGGAGACACAGAGCGGAGCCCAGAGGGAGAUGGGGCCUGUGGCCUCGACCGACAAACCCACCACCAAACUCAGCACCAGCCGCAAUGAUGAAGGCUUCUCCUCCAGCUCUCAGGAUGUGAACGGAUUCACAGAUGGCAGCCACGGAGAGCUGUCUCAGCCCACCCUCACCAUCCAGACCCACCCCUACCGGGCCUGCGACCCCAUGGAGAUGAGCUACCCCCGGGACCAGUUCCAGCCGGCCAUCCGCGUGGCUGAUCUGCUGCAGCACAUCACCCAGAUGAAGAGAGGCCAGGGCUACGGGUUCAAGGAGGAAUACGAGGCUUUACCAGAGGGGCAGACGGCUUCAUGGGACACAGCCAAGGAGGAUGAAAAUCGCAACAAGAAUCGAUAUGGAAACAUCAUAUCCUAUGACCAUUCCCGAGUGAGGCUGCUGGUGCUGGAUGGAGACCCACACUCGGACUACAUCAACGCCAACUACAUUGAUGGCUACCAUCGACCUCGGCACUACAUUGCUACUCAAGGUCCGAUGCAGGAGACUGUGAAAGACUUCUGGAGAAUGAUCUGGCAGGAGAACUCGGCCAGCAUCGUCAUGGUCACGAACCUCGUGGAAGUGGGCAGGGUGAAGUGUGUGCGGUACUGGCCGGAUGACACGGAGGUCUACGGCGACAUCAAAGUCACCCUGAUUGAAACAGAGCCCCUGGCCGAAUACGUCAUACGCACCUUCACGGUCCAGAAGAAAGGCUACCACGAGAUCCGGGAGCUCCGCCUCUUCCACUUCACCAGCUGGCCCGACCACGGCGUCCCCUGCUACGCCACCGGCCUCCUGGGCUUCGUCCGCCAAGUCAAGUUUCUCAACCCGCCCGAGGCCGGGCCCAUCGUGGUUCACUGCAGCGCUGGAGCCGGGAGGACCGGCUGCUUCAUCGCCAUCGACACCAUGCUUGACAUGGCCGAGAACGAGGGCGUGGUGGACAUCUUCAACUGCGUGCGGGAGCUCCGGGCCCAGAGGGUCAACCUCGUGCAGACGGAGGAGCAGUAUGUGUUCGUGCACGACGCCAUCCUGGAGGCCUGCCUCUGCGGCAACACCGCCAUCCCCGUGUGCGAGUUCCGCUCGCUCUACUACAACAUCAGCAGGCUGGACCCGCAGACCAACUCCAGCCAGAUCAAGGACGAGUUCCAGACCCUCAACAUCGUGACGCCGCACGUGCGGCCCGAGGACUGCAGCAUCGGGCUCCUGCCCCGGAACCACGACAAGAACCGGGGCAUGGACGUGCUGCCCCUGGACCGCUGCCUGCCCUUCCUCAUCUCCGUGGACGGCGAGUCCAGCAACUACAUCAACGCGGCGCUGAUGGAUAGCCACAAGCAGCCGGCCGCCUUCGUGGUCACGCAGCACCCUCUGCCCAACACCGUGGCGGACUUCUGGAGGCUGGUGUUCGACUACAACUGCUCCUCUGUGGUGAUGCUGAACGAGAUGGACACCGCCCAGCUCUGUAUGCAGUACUGGCCUGAGAAGACCUCCGGCUGCUAUGGGCCCAUCCAGGUGGAGUUCGUCUCCGCAGACAUAGACGAGGACAUCAUCCACAGGAUAUUCCGCAUCUGCAACAUGGCUCGGCCUCAGGACGGGUACCGCAUAGUCCAGCACCUCCAGUACAUCGGCUGGCCCGCCUACCGGGACACGCCCCCCUCCAAGCGCUCUCUGCUCAAAGUGGUCCGGCGGCUGGAGAAGUGGCAGGAGCAGUACGAUGGGCGGGAGGGACGCACGGUGGUCCACUGCCUAAAUGGGGGUGGCCGCAGCGGGACCUUCUGCGCCAUCUGCAGCGUGUGUGAGAUGAUCCAGCAGCAGAACAUCAUCGACGUGUUCCACAUCGUGAAGACGCUGCGGAACAACAAGUCCAACAUGGUGGAGACCCUGGAACAGUAUAAGUUCGUAUACGAGGUGGCACUGGAAUAUUUAAGCUCCUUUUAG